UUCCUCGCCCCUCAAACCCCAAGCCUGGCCACAUCGCGAGCAUUCCCUAUUUUCUGGUCUCUUUUCCUUCCCUUUCUGCCCUUCUUUCCUGUGUGCGUUCUCCUUAAAAUGGGUCUCCUUUGAAUCAAUCUUACGAUCCCAAAUCCCAGAUUGAGACUGAGAUAUAUAGCCCCCUUCUCUCUCUGUCUCUCGAGUGUGCGUGUGAGAUUCUCUGGAAUGGAGAUGCUUCCGAGCUUUGUUGUCAGUGGAGGCGUUAAACUGCCUAUUGGCUACAGGUUCUGUCCCACCGACGAAGAGCUCAUCGUUCACUAUCUCCGGAAGUUGGUCUUAGGCCUGCCAUUACCUGCGGCAGUGAUUCCUGUCCUCGAUGUUUUCCAGAUUGAUCCUUGGAACCUCCCAGGUGUGGGCGAGACAGAUUCCGUCGAAAAGGGAUAUUUUUUCUGCGAGAAGAAGGAUAUUUUCUAUGGAGGCAUAAUCGUGAUCGCUGAUGGCACUGGCUUCUGGAAGCCAACCGGGAAAGUGAAACCAAUUGUUUCUCCUGUCACCAACCUGGUGGUUGGUACUAGGCAGACCCUGGUUUUCUGUGGAGGCGACUAUUCCGACGAGACUGAAACCCAAUGGGUUAUGCAUGAGCUGCGCCUCGCCGGCCCCGGAAUGACUGUUUUCCCAACUCAGAUGAUCAUGGCUUGGGCGAAGUGGGCUGUCUACCGCGUUUUUCAGAAGAAGAAGAAGCCCAAGAGAAAGAGGUCUAAGAAGCAGUCCAACAUGGAGAAAGUUCAGAAGCUUGAGGGAGCCAAACCCAGUUUCAUUGAUUUCACUGUUGAUGGCAAUGACUCCGACGAAGCCCCGCCCCCGCCGUCGUCUCCGAGUGUCAGCGAAGGCAGUGACACCAUCGCUUCUAACUAGCUAGAUUAGUCCAAGCGGUGAUAUGAAUUAACUUUCCUGAAAUUCUGCUGAGAACCGAUGGAGGAGAAGCAUCUAGUUCCUGAAAACCUGUUUAUCUCUUUUGCCUUUUUCCUUUCGACUGUUACAUAUGCUAGAGUUAAUGAGAAUGGCAUAGGUGGGGUUUUCUCUCUUCAGUGGGUUCAAGAAACUGGUUUAAACAAGCAACUUAGUUUGUUUUAGCAUUCCUAAUCCUCUUUAGCUUGGCCCGUCGAUAAUAAUUAUCAUGUGGGAAUCAUUGUAGUGGGGGGAGAGAACAAAUGAAUGAAUAAAUAAAAAGUCAAUCUGAUAGUUAUAUA
Neltuma alba is the source of this 1241-nucleotide messenger RNA. RefSeq names its product NAC domain-containing protein 83. The record is from RefSeq and is a predicted model, not a curated record. Gene Ontology annotation, biological process: regulation of DNA-templated transcription. The transcript is spliced from 3 exons. Gene Ontology annotation, molecular function: DNA binding. Lineage: Eukaryota; Viridiplantae; Streptophyta; Magnoliopsida; Fabales; Fabaceae. The coding region runs from base 217 to 906 and encodes 229 amino acids.